ACAAAGAGGUACAAUAAGUGUCUGAAAAAAGAGAAAUGUCUUCUGCUAGGGAAACCAACUUCAGUAGCAACAGCAAGAUGGAGCUGAUGGAUUUACAGACAGGAGAAAUUGUUAAAAAGAGUACCCUUCAGAAAUACAAGAUACUCUGUGCUGUUCUUUUUGUUUCUUUGGUAGUUGUAGCACUUGGACUUGGUUUGGGACUUGGACUGAGAAAACCAGCAACACCACAAGUGAGCUGCAAAUACAGAUGUAAUGAGACAUUCAUUAAAGAGACAACUGGCUGUAGUUGUGAUGAGAAGUGUACAGAACGUCAAACCUGCUGUUGGGAUUAUAUGCCUACCUGUGUUGAACCAACUCAGAGUUGGUCUUGCAGUAAAGCACGCUGUGAUGAGACACGGAUGAGCAGAAGCUUAUGCUCUUGUUCCCAAGACUGCUUGGAGAAAAAAGAUUGCUGCACGGACUACAAAAGCGUUUGCAAAGGAGAAACAGCCUGGCUAAAAGAAGUUACAUGUCCCUCUUUUGACACUUCUCAGUGCCCAGCAGGGUUUGAUCGACCCCCACUAAUUCUUUUUUCAAUGGAUGGCUUCAGGGCAGAAUACCUGGAAACAUGGAGUGCUUUACUGCCAAAUAUUGAAAAGCUCAAAACAUGUGGGACACACUCAAAGUAUAUGAGAGCUGUUUAUCCAACCAAAACCUUCACAAAUCACUAUACUAUAGUUACUGGACUGUACCCAGAAUCCCAUGGCAUCAUUGACAACAAUAUGUACGAUGUGAAUUUAAAUCAGAACUUCUCACUUUCUGGGACCGCCAAGUCGAAUCCUGCCUGGUGGAGUGGACAGCCCAUUUGGCAGACAGCGAUGCAUCAGGGUUUGAAAGCUGCCACCUACUUUUGGCCUGGAUCUGAUGUAAACAUCAGUGGCACAUUCCCAAAUAUAUAUAUGUUGUACAACACAUCAAUUACAUAUGAAGCAAGAGUAACAAAAUUGUUGAAUUGGUUUGAUCUUCCCAAAUCUGAGAGGCCAGAUUUCUAUACCUUGUACAUUGAAGAACCUGACAAAUCUGGACACUCAUUUGGACCACUUAGCGGGGGGACCAUUAAAGCCUUGCAGCGGGCAGAUCAGGCUCUGGGAAUGUUAAUGGAAGGCCUAAAACAAAGAAACCUGCACAACUGUGUCAAUCUCAUUGUUUUGGCUGAUCAUGGAAUGGAUAAGACUUUUUGCAAUAAGAUGGAAUAUAUGACUGAUUAUUUUGAUAGAAUUAAUUUUUAUAUGUAUGAUGGACCAGCACCUCGUAUCCGAGCGAGAAAUAUUCCAAAGGACUUUUUUUCAUUCGAUUCAGAAGGAAUUGUUAAAAACCUUACAUGCCGGAAGCCAAAUCAGCACUUCAAAGCCUACUUGACUCCAAACUUACCAAAGCGACUCCAUUAUGUUAACAACAUUCGUAUUGACAGAGUUCAUCUUAUGGUGGAUCGACAGUGGUUGGCUGUGAGGUUUAAAAGUUACAGCUUCUGUGGUGGUGGUAACCAUGGCUAUGACAAUGAAUUCAAAAGUAUGGAGGCCAUCUUUGUAGCACAUGGGCCAGGAUUUAAAGAAAAAACGGAGGUGAAGCCUUUUGAAAACAUUGAAGUUUACAAUUUAAUGUGUGAUUUACUUCAGAUUCAGCCAGCACCAAACAAUGGAACACAUGGCAGCUUAAAUCACCUUCUGAAAGCUCCUUUCUACAAGCCAUCCUUUGCUAAGGAGGAGUCAUCUCCCUCUCCCUCUUCCUUCAGCCCCUCUUCUUCCAUAAAUGCUUCAGGAUGUGUUUGCGGCUCAAUAACUGACUUAGAAACGGUGAAUAAAAGAUUGAACCUCAGUGGUGAAGCAAAGCAGAAGGCUGAGGCUUAUAAUUUGCCCUACGGUAGACCCAGAGUUCUACAGAAGCAAAAUACCUAUUACCUCCUUUACCAGGAUAAAUAUGUGAGUGGAUACAGCAAGAACAUCUGGAUGCCACUAUGGAGCUCAUAUACUGUCAACAAAACAAUGGGAGAUGUACCUUCCCUUCCUCCCACUGCUCCAGACUGUCUGCGGACUGAUGUUAGAAUCCCUACAGCUCAGAGCCAAAACUGCUCCAUCUACCAGCCAGACCUGAACAUCACCCACGGUUUCCUCUAUCCUCCCAAUUUGAAUUCAUCUGCUCUUGAACAGUUAGAUGCUUUACUUACCAGCAACAUUGUUCCCAUGUAUAAAGAAUUCAAAAGAUUAUGGAAUUACUUUCAUGAUACACUGCUUCCAAAAUAUGCUAUGGAGAAGAAUGGACUGAAUGUGAUCAGUGGGCCUAUUUUCGAUUAUGAUUAUGAUGGCCAUUUUGAUUCUCUUGAUAAAAUCACACAGCAUGUGAAUGGCACUCAGAUUCCCAUUCCAACCCAUUACUUUAUUGUGCUGACUAGCUGUGAGAAUCAAUCCAGCACUCCAUUGAACUGUUUGGGCUCUCUGAAUGUUCUGCCUUUCAUUCUUCCUCAUCGUCCUGACAACACUGAGAGCUGUGCCGAUGGAUUGUCCGAAUCGUUGUGGGUUGAAGAAAGGAUGCAAGCUCAUGUAGCACGUGUCCGCGAUGUGGAGCUUCUGACAGGCCUGGAUUUCUACCAGGAGAGAAAUCAGACUCUUCUUCCUGAGAUUCUGCAACUGAAGACAUUUUUGCCAACGUUUGAAACUGUUAUUUACUGA
Molecule: messenger RNA, 2705 nt
Organism: Hemicordylus capensis (graceful crag lizard)
Lineage: Eukaryota; Metazoa; Chordata; Lepidosauria; Squamata; Cordylidae
Gene: ENPP3
Product: ectonucleotide pyrophosphatase/phosphodiesterase 3
Exons: 25
Coding region: 36-2705 (889 amino acids)
Biological process (GO): nucleoside triphosphate catabolic process
Molecular function (GO): nucleic acid binding; nucleoside triphosphate diphosphatase activity; metal ion binding
Source: RefSeq, a predicted model, not a curated record